AGAUCUCUAUAAUUAGGGAAGUUUCUGGUCAAUAAUUGGAAGGCAACUGUUGUUCAAAAUGAUUUAAAUGAACUAAAUUGAUUUUUUAAUGGAUUGAAGGCUCGAUUGCCCGUCCACAUUUUGCAAUAUAUUGCCUUUCAAAUUAGCAAAGAUGUUUUAUUCACUAAACCCAUCUCGACUACAUCCUAUCCUUGCCGUCUCCCUUGUUUUAUUAUUUGCUCUUGGGCGCUCUGAAGAAAACCCUGAAACUGUCUCAAGGCCUGUUGCGGACGGCAAAAGUUUGACGAGAUAUCAGAACAAUGCGAACUCUUUGCCGCCGCUCAAGCGCCGACCUAUUGCACUGGGUGCCCCUGUGGCGCCUGGCAACGUAUCCAGUCUACCUAAGCGACGCCGGGCCCUAACUAGCCCCAACGGCAACCCUCUUUUGGGGCACCAGAGAACCCGACGCAUGAGCACCCGACACCUCCUGGCAUCCCAUCGAUCUGGGAACUUCUGCCCCUACUCUGUUGUGAAGACCGUGUCAUGCCUCGUUCCAAACGGAACAGAAACUUACCAAACUCGCGUGGCGGUCGGGGGAACUUUUCAAACCAUGACAAUGGAGCGGCCUCGCCUUGUGACAUCGUACAAGGAAGUUAAAGAAACUAACUACGCUUGCUGCCCCGGCUUCUAUGGGGACAACUGUGACACAACUUGCUUCAAUUGCACACAAAUUGCUGCCCUGGAGAGCCGCCUGCGUCUGCUGGAGGCUCGCGUGCUACGCUCCCGAGCGCUCGCUGCCGCCGAUGACGCUAACAACGAAGUCCUUUUCGACGAUGACGAUGACGCUUUACAAGACUUCAAGCCCAUUAAAAUGGGGCGUCCUGACGUGUCGCACGUAAAUGGGCACCCAUUAAACGGCCACAGCGGUGUUCUUGGGGCCCGUGGAACUGUUUUUCGCAAUCGUAACGGGAGGCCUCACGGCCUACGGCCAAACAGCACUAGGCGGCGAAGACCUCCUGGAACGAACCCAGUGUAUGGUUUUGGUGCCAACGGUGACGGAACUAACACCGAGUUCGCGGGUCCAAGUCCGCGCCCGGAGUUUGGCCCCUCUCGCUGCGUGUGCCCACCGGGCCCCCCUGGCCCUCCCGGGCCACCGGGACGGGAUGGUCGGGACGGCGGGUCCACUGAGGGCUCGGGAGAUGUUCCUCAACCUCGCUACAUCGUCGGCCCGCCUGGCAUUCCCGGUAUAAUGGGUCCGGCGGGCCCGCCUGGCGAGCCCGGGCCUCGUGGUCCCGCGGGGCCCAGCGGACGCGACGGUGUCCCUGGCAUCAAUGGUGCCACCGGGCCAGUGGGCCCGAGAGGGGAAAGGGGACUCGAUGGCUCUCCGGGCUCGCCUGGGCCACCGGGUCCAGCUGGGCCAGCUGGGUCUGGAAUUCCGGGACGACCAGGCUUUCCUGGAGAGAAAGGGGAGCCUGGGGUGCCGGGGCUCAGUGGUCCCCCUGGUGAUCGUGGCCUCCCUGGGGCCAUCGGUCCUGUAGGACCGCGAGGUCUUAAAGGGGACCGUGGUCCAGUGGGACCACCGGGGACCGGCGGCAGAUAUCGACCAAACCAACUAGAAACCUUGGACCUCAGCAGCUCGGCGACCGGGACGAGUUUGCAAGAUGUUGGCUUACCGCGACAUUUAGCCAGGGGCCCACCCGGCCCCCCUGGCCCCCCGGGACCCAAAGGCGAGCCUGGCUUCGGAAGCAGCGUUACUGACGUGAACUUGUUCGGAGGCGACCUUCGCUCGGCAAUGACGAAUCUUUUCAGCGCCGUCGCAGCGCUCAGGGAGAACUUGAACUUCCUCGAUGACAGAGUGGCGCGCCUCGAGAGAGAACUGCCCCGACUUCGAGAACUAUCCAACCAAGGUGAUCUUCGAUCUAUUGCAUCUGCUUAUCCUAGCGGAUUCGAUGCUGUGACAGAUGGAAUAUCAUCAUCCACCGAUGGACUGAAUGGUUUUGUGGAAGAGGUUACGAAUGUCAUCCAGUCUUUACCAACCGAUUCGCAUUCGAGUAGCGGUGGACAUCAUCUUGGCGGUAGCGGUGGACAUCAUCUUGGCGGUAGCGGUGGACAUCAUCUUGGCGGUAGCGGUGGACAUCAUCUUGGCGGUAGCGGUAGGUGGUCUGGGCAGAAAGACCGACCACGAGGCGGAGUAGAUGGAGUUCAUCAAGCAGAAACUGACAACGCUGGAAGUGGCUCGGAGCUGGAAGACGAUUUCCUUCCAGAAGACUCUAGGACACGAGGAAGACCGUACGGAAGCUCCGCUCCCAGUGAAGAGGGCAGUGGUGAGGGAAAUGAGUACGGUUAUGGUUUAUCAUUGCCUGAAAAGAGAGGUGAUGGUCAAACUAGCAGCGCUAGUGAACAUCAACAAGGUCUAGGUGGUCUAGAUAGUCAAAGUCAGUAUGAGGCAGCAUUCGGAGCCGAUGACCGUAGAAUUGACUCUGGGGAUGGCGAUGGCUUUGGAGGCGUAGAGGCUGAAACGUAUGCAGUUUCUAGACAAAACUACGACGAAAGGUAUAGGGGAAAUCAUCCUGUUGACGGUACUUCUGAAGUAACGAAUGAACAAGAGGGUCAGCAGCCUAAUAGUGAAUAUGACUUACAUGGAGGUAGUGAGAACUUUGAUCGUCCGGAACAAGGAAGGCCAUAUGACCGACGAGGUACGAUUACAAGCACAACGAGCGGAACAUCUGUUACUGGGUCUGGUGGAGGGGGAGGUGUCCUAGCGGGUGAUCGAACGCGCCCUCAUGGACAAUCCGGAUCACAUGGAAGACCUCACUAUCGCGGAGAUGAUAAAACAUCUCCAGCUACUAGUAGAUAUGACUCGCCGACGCCUUCCCAAAGUGCAUCAAAGACGGGGAGUGAAGGAACCUCUUACGGUGUUUACUCACAAUCUGGAGGGGAACGUGGUCCUCAACUCGGUGUUACUGAACGUGACCAGUCGCUCACUACUCAGCCCAGAAGCUAUACGCCAGAUAUCUAUGGGCAAACCGAUCCAAACCGGUUGGGAAGUAGCUUCAAUCCCUACAUUCGUGAAGGCCAAACCCCUGUCCAGAAUGGAGGAAGUGCAAGCACACGCUUUACAGAGGAUGACGCAAGUCCUAGCAGGUUGAACAACCAAGGCUUCGGAGAUGACUCGGAUUUUGAUGAAGUUGGUAGUGGUGAUGGUUCUGGUGCUGGACUUCCAUUUGAGGCUGAUUCAUUCCUACCUCCUGUGGAUGAUACAUCAAAAAGCCGAGUGGGAUCAUCAUUGAAUGGAUUUGUUAUUGCUAAUAGUUCCAGUGCAUCGGAUAAUGAUCCUACUCAGUACGAGUACUAUUAUGAAGCCGGUGACGUAGAUGAUGGAGGGGAAGACUACUCCUACGCUUACGACUACAAUGAGGAAGGACGCCGUCUCAGACGGCAUCAUGGUUCCAAAAAUUUCCAUAAUGCAACACGUGGCAACUAUUCCACAGUCUUAGUUCCGAAUGUCAAUUCAUCGACCCCACCCUUGACAAAUGGUGCAACUGGAGAUCGCGGCGAUCAAAGCAUCGAAUCAGUUAAGUUCGCAGUAACCAAGCGACCGAAUUUCAAUUCAAUAAUCUCCAAUGAAAUACUCCAGCCAACCGAUAUCACCACUGACAUAUCGCCUACCCUCGGCAUUGCCCACGGGAAGAUCCAUCGUCGACGAUCACACAACGAACAGCGAAUUCGUCCUGGCCCUCCGCUACUGCCUGGCCGUACAACCGAGCAAAACUUUCGACCUUACAACCGAACAAAUUCUCUGCAGGUCAACAGAUUGAGAUCUAAUUCGAGUUACGGCUUCCCUCAACUUCAGACUUUGAAACGGCUAGCCAACAAAUGGAAAACGAAGCGAAGACAACUUCAGAGGUUCAGAAGAAACGCCGUUGAAGAAUUAACGUGGAUUUAGGUAGGUGGUGUUACACUCAAUUUUAUUUUAUUUAAUGAGAAAUGUUCAUGAGCGUGAAUUACGCGUAUUCUGAGAUCAAUCGACAAGAUGGUGCUAACAAUUCAAUAUUUUAAGCUAGUGACAGGAUAUUGACAGGACAUACUCACAUACAUAGCAUGCCCCGGAGAGUAGGCGCAGUUAACAAAAUCUUCUCAUAAACGUGUUACGUCUAAACCCUUUCAGGAAAUUACUAGUUCUCAUUGUUAAAAAAGUAUUGCUUCUUUUUUUUUAAUGAAGGUUGCAAUGCGUUGGGCAUUAGUGCGCUAUGUUUUGUAUACUUAGUUUUAUUUCUCUUCUUCUGUGCCCAUAUGGCAGGAUAUACAACUAAUAACUGUGAGAAAUUCCCGGUUUUUCGUAGGGUUCUCAGCUACUCGUAUCUUUAAUCUUUUCAUGUAAAACUACGAAUAUCAAGUAAAAUAUUUGUUACCCACACAUUCUUUCAAGGCUGCAGCUCUUUUUUACUCAACAUUUUUAAUUUUGGUCAUGCCCGUGAUAGUUUCGGUUCUACUGUGAAAUUGAUUCUCAAUAAUUAAUUGUUCACACAGUGUAAAAAUUUCCUAUCCAAUAUCUCAAAUCGAUGUUGAUCAGAAGCGAAACGCUGUAUGAACCUCAUGCGGCUGUAGUAUCAUCGCUAACUAAUUUGUGUAGACAUUAUUUCUCAUCGUGAACUAUUCGGAAUCAACAGAGAAAUGAAACUCGGCGGAAACAGAUUUGUUUUAUAUAUGUUUCUUAAAGACCAACACUUCAUAACCUUUUUUAACAUGGAAAUAAACAGACGGAGACAUUG
Messenger RNA from Hyalella azteca, 4751 nucleotides. RefSeq lists its product as uncharacterized. NCBI's taxonomy places the organism in Eukaryota, Metazoa, Arthropoda, Malacostraca, Amphipoda, Hyalellidae. The coding region runs from base 152 to 3925 and encodes 1257 amino acids. The record is from RefSeq and is a predicted model, not a curated record. The transcript has 11 exons. Gene Ontology annotation, molecular function: protein binding.